AGCCAAAUCAAGGUAAAUGAUGUCAUUUUCUAGCCACUAAUGUUUUGAAAAAUCAAAACAUUGGAAAAAUUUUGAAGCAAAAGCUUAGUCUCCUCCAUGAAGUCUAACCAAAUCCAACACCUUCAAAAAAUAAAAUCCUCUUGUCUAAGCCAUUUUUCUUCUUUAUGGGUUAAACCAUCAUCUCCUUCAUCUAUGUCUAUGGCUCCAAAUCAGAAGAUUUCUCAACAAAAAAGACCCAAAACUAAUGGCUUCCUCUCUUGUUUUGGGUUCUCCUCUAAGAAAAAGCCUAAAAAGGGCGGUCCCGGAAAGAAGUUCAAGUUAAAUUGGCCUAAAAUCAAAGUUAUAACAACGAUUAAUAAGCGAGAUAUGAUCUUUGAUCCAAAAUCAGCUGCUCUUAAAGCAAGUCAUAAUAUCAUGCGUGAAGCAACAAAAGUUCACCAACAACUUAAGUUGAUUGACCAUCAAACCACAAAAACCCAAGAGCCAAAUAUGCUCACUAAAAAAAGGAUCCCUCACCAACAAGAAGACACAGAAAGUCAUCCUAAGACUGAAUCAACAUAUUGUGAUACAUGUCACAGAAAGGAUUCCAGUGCUCCUAAGGCAGUCAAACAGUGCAUUUUGACGAAAAAAGUUACAAAGGAUUCUAUGAUUGGGGUCUCGAUAAUGCUGUCGAUGCUAAUAAUCUUGCUGAUUUGGGGUCGGAUUUGCGCAAUUUUAUGCAUGUCCGCAUGGCUAUAUUGCUUACCACUUCUCCGGCCUGUAAAUAGAGCGGUUAUUGUACCUGAUCAUACAGAAAGAAAGUUGGCUAUAAUAAAUCAUUCGAACUCAGAAAUGCACAAGAAGAAAAUUGUGUUACAAGGUCUUCUUCAAAGAGAUCACAAAUCUGCGUUUGCUAUUUCGUGACAAGUCCAAGUAUUAGGGAAGUGUGUUAUAUUAGUCAUACACUUAUAAAUCUCAGGUCAAGCAAUUAUAUAUAUUCAUAACAAGAUCAGCUACUUAUAUUAGGAGUUUUGUCACUUGCAAGUGUGUCCAAUUCAUUCUAUUAUUCUCUCUUUUUGUUUUAUAAAAUUUUUGUUACGUAUUGUAGAUAUAUACAUAUUAUACUUUAAAAAAAAUCAAUAAUUGUAGAAAAUGUAAGAGUACACUAGUUAGAUUAUUAGCAAUAUAACAUGACUACUACUAGUACAUAUAUUUGGCUUUGAAACACUUAUAUUCAUAUAUAUUCAAUGCAAUACAUGAUAUUGUUAAUA
Amaranthus tricolor (Joseph's coat) is the source of this 1250-nucleotide messenger RNA. RefSeq lists its product as uncharacterized. The transcript is spliced from 2 exons. Bases 97 to 903 code for a protein of 268 amino acids. Lineage: Eukaryota; Viridiplantae; Streptophyta; Magnoliopsida; Caryophyllales; Amaranthaceae. The record is from RefSeq and is a predicted model, not a curated record.